This is a messenger RNA of Rotaria sp. Silwood2, 498 nucleotides long. NCBI's taxonomy places the organism in Eukaryota, Metazoa, Rotifera, Eurotatoria, Philodinida, Philodinidae. The record is from the annotation of a GenBank genome assembly.
GAAGUUCGUAAGUGUUACGUUUUCUUGAUUUUUGAUGUACUUAUACAUAUAACUCGUUCUUUCUUUUUCCUUCAAGAAUCCGUUGAAUUAUGUCCUGACAAUGAAACACGUGGCAAAAAACUCCAUCUAUUGGUUACAUUUGGAAAUGGUUCAUCUCAAUAUUCUCAAGUUACACCUGAUCGUUUCAAUUUCAGUACGUCAUAUACGCAACAAUUUCAACCUAUAACAUACGACGGCUCAUUCAGUUUUAUCAAUAGAAUUAAUGAUGAUACCAAAGGUGCUUGGCAUACUGAUGCAACAGAUCACACAGGUGAUCCAGGUGGAUACAUGUUUUUAGUUAAUGCUGAUCCUCGACCUGGUCAGUUUUAUAACAGUACAGUCAAUAAUCUAUGUAUUGGUCUACGUUAUGAAUUUUCUGCCUACUUGGCGAAUAUUGUGAGACCACUUGGCACAAUUAAACCAAAUGUUCGAUUUGAAAUUCGAAGUCCACCACCUUAA